This is a messenger RNA of Rhinocladiella mackenziei CBS 650.93, 396 nucleotides long. RefSeq lists its product as uncharacterized. The record is from RefSeq and is a predicted model, not a curated record. The transcript is spliced from 2 exons. NCBI's taxonomy places the organism in Eukaryota, Fungi, Ascomycota, Eurotiomycetes, Chaetothyriales, Herpotrichiellaceae. The coding region runs from base 1 to 396 and encodes 131 amino acids.
AUGUCGUCCCUCGCUCUCAACGAUACCUACGCGAUAUCGGCGUUUUCUGGCCUAUGGAUCACGCAAAUAAGGUCUUUACCGUCUACGGUCCGGGGACCCAAGUACUCGAUUUUACGGCGAACCUUGGGAGCCCUAUAUCCCAUUCUCAAGAGGCGGGAUCCCGCCUGGACCAGCAAGAACCAGCCGCUGGCGAACUCGGUCAAGCUCGUACUCGAUAACAAGUCCCCCGAGAGUGUCAUGCAGGGGCAUUUUGAACUGCUGACAUACUCGGGCGCGUCAAAGUUCCCCAAGGACAAGGUCCAGGCGCAUCGGAUUAAGUAUUUCCCGGGAUUACACUUCCGAUCGAUCGAGGAGAUUCUUGACAUUGCAGGGGCACGACCAAAUGAGAUCAUCUAG